This is a messenger RNA of Paramuricea clavata, 2825 nucleotides long. The record is from the annotation of a GenBank genome assembly. Lineage: Eukaryota; Metazoa; Cnidaria; Anthozoa; Malacalcyonacea; Plexauridae.
AUACAUUGUAUUCAUCUGAAAAAUUUGGAUGCGAUGAGAGUGGUAAUGGAUCAGAAAACAAACCGUUUAAAACUGCUCUGAAAGUAUAUAAUGUUUAAAUUUAAAAUCACCUUUCCGGCCUAUUUUCAGAAUCCGAGUGGUCUUUAUGAUAAUCAUGUUCAAAAUGCUUGCCAGCAGGUGUUAAUUAAUUAAUUUACUUUAUGUAAUCUUACACAGCCCCACACACACUUGAGAUGUUGCUUGACUUUCAGAAAGUGGAAAAAACACUCGCUUGCGGCUCACAUGUCCUGCAAGGAAAACCAUUAGGUAUUCCUUUAUACUGGUCAUUGAGUGUUUUUGUUCUGCAAUUAACCAAUUACCGACUGUUAUAAUCCAUGCUACCUAGCUAAUUCACUAACUGCUGGUAUAGCAAGAAAUAGGUUUCCCCUGCUAGUUGUUCUAAUGCUGUAUUUAUGCAUAUAGACUACGCAUAAACUUCAUCUUUACAGAUUAUCCAUGCCUCGACGGACGAAUUUUUCGACGAAUGAUCUUUUACCCAAGUGCGCAUUUGUCCCUCUCUUGCAGAUUACAAAUUUAUUAAUUUUUCAGGCGAUGAAAUUUUUUGGAAAAGGACCUCUUCCCAAAAUAAUGGUUGACAGUAAAGAGGAAGUCAUGGUAAUUUUCUUUUGAAAUAUUUAUUUCAAUUAUUACUGGAGCGAUUACUUUGGCAUUUUUUUGAAACCAAGAUGGCAGAAUUUGAAGGCCAUCUUUUAGGUAUGCCCUAGGCCCAACACGGAAGUUCACUAAAUUCAGUAAGAAAAAUCGGCAUCAUUUCAUCGUAAUGUUUCAUGAUUUUUCAGUCUACCGUUUGUUUAGUCGGGCUUUACUAUGACCCUGCAGCUAAGAAACUAUACGGCGAGUGGCUUUGUAGAAUAAGUACAUUUUAGAAACACUUCGUCAUAAAUGAGUGAAAACAAGUUCGUGUAAAAAAUUGCGGAGAAACAUCAGCAAACGUUUGUUUUUCUGGAUUACCUGUACGUGAUGCAUUUGAAAAGAAAACAGACUAAUAUUGACUGUAGCUGCAUCAAUCUUGGAGAACUGUAGAUAGGUAGGGAUUCAACCACCUGAAAAAUACCAAGAAAACUUUGACGUUUCGAGCGACAUCACAAGGGCAUGGAUGACGUUAUUCUGCACGGAAAACCAUUUGGUAAUUGUUUCAUAGAAUAACUACAGUGAAGCAACGGUGAACUUUAUUUAAAGUUAACUUUAUUUAAUCGUUAUUUAAGCUGUUAACAUUAUUAUAACUUUAUUAACAUUUUGGUAACUUGUCUCCUGUUUAAUAUACUGUUAACUUCAGGGGCCGAUUGUAUAAAACUCUUAAUCACUUUUUUAAUCACUAUUUUGUAGUUAAAUAGUGAUUACCUCUCAAGUACGCGCUUCUUAUUUGAUGACGUUUCCACUUAAUUAUAGUUAACUUUAAUCACUUUUUUAUACAACCGGCCCCAGACUUUAAAAUGUUUUCGUUGUUAUCGAUUUUAAAAAAGAGAGGUUCAGAUUUGACUUCCACUACCGGGUGAAGUAUACACUGAUCCAGUCCUAGGACUGUAUCAAAAUUAAUUCACCUCACUUUAAGUCGUGAUUUAUUCGUAUGAGAUGUCAUUUCAAAUCCUCCAAUUCGGACUGGAGUAGAUUUCAAGUCCGUGCAUGCAUGUUUCACUGUAAUUAUAUUAUAUAAUACCUUAUACUGUGUUUGCAGAAGUUUGAGGAAAUCUCGGAAGCGCAGCUGACGAAACUAACAAGUAUAUUCCAGCAAGAACAAAGGAAAUCUGAGAAGCGAGAAGAGAAGGAAGUAUGGUUUGCUGAAUUUUUUUGUUUCUUCUUUAAUUCGAAAUUUCUUCGAAAAAUGGCUAGUACCAUGCCAUGAUACUCACAGCAAAAAAUCAUUUUCUUCUUAAAAAAAAACAACUUAUUUUGAGAAAUUGAAAUUUACUAUUCCUCAGGCAUUUUGCAAUUGCUAUAUAUACGGAAUAGCGUAAAUUUCGUCCCCUGAGGAGUACUGAAUAACUACUGAAUUUACGUUUCUUGCAUUUCUCGUAUAGUCUGAGAAGGCAGAAAAACGUGCAAAGAACCGUGAAGAAGCCAAACAGAUCGUUAUUGAAGAAGAUCCUUCGUUGCCCAAUCCGAGAAAGGUCAGUAACGAGUAUAAACUGCAAACAAGUUGUAACAAGGUUGUUGUCAAGCAGAUAUCAGGAUGUGUUCUCACUGCAUGUUCCCAGUUGUUGUGACAAGUCUGGAACAAGUUGUUAUCACCUUACUACAAGGUUGAUGACGGUAACAUGCAGACUUGCUACAUGUUGUUGCAACAACACUAAUACAUGCUGUUCGUAACAAGUUGCUACAAGCUUGUUGCAUGUCAUCAACUUGUUACGAGCAGACGAUGUCAGACUCGUUGAAACAAAUUGUUGCGUGCCUGUUGGUUUCAUCAACCUUGUUACAAGAUGAAACAACUUGUUCCGGACAAAAUGAUUCUGUAAGCCGUUCUUCAAAGGUGCUUGAAAGAAACAAAAUAUAAAUAAGGUUUAUAUAUACUUUAACUUACUUCUGCAGAUCAAAAUACGAGACGCCACAAUGGCCCGUGGCGAACGCGUCAUGAUUCAAGCAUGGGUUCACAGAAUAAGACGACAAGGUACUGCAUUUACUUUGCUUCCACAGACUAUGCUUAAUUUUAAUUCAUUCACAGUAUAAAUAAAUAAUUUCCCGAUGUUUGUUUUCAAGGAAAGAUAUUGAUGUUUCUUGUUUUAAGAGAUGGUACAGGUUUUCUUCAAUGUGUUUUAUCUGACGAACUG